AUGCCUUACAACACCCGGAGAAAGUCGCUGUCGCUGCCCUCGCUCGGCAUCCAUCUGCCAAACAGCUCGCGAUCGGCUGCUCACCGCUCACCGCCUGCCUCAGCCGCCAGCACCGAGCAACCUCACCACGCCGCGAAGAAAGUCAAGCGCUCGCACCCCUCAACCUCGCCCCAGCCUCUGAGUCCGGAGCGCACCACGACUCUGCGAUUCCGCGAUGAGCGACCCAAGAGCUCCGGCCGGGUGGCGGAACACACGCCACCGCCGUCGCCUGGUGGGAAGUCGUCGCAAACAAAGGUCAGCACCGAAGGCAUCGACGACACCAUUGUCGUAGGUGUGAUUGAGCAGCUGGAGAAGACGGGUAACCGACCGCAUCUGCUUAAGGAGCUAGCUGCCGUCCUGGCGACGUCCAUUGCAAUUGUCGAAAGCUCUGCGAAUCCCUCUGCUAUCAUCUCCUCACGCCUCGCGACGUACCUACGACGCCCCUGGACUGCACUGUCACAAUGCCCCCUCGACAAAGUGCUCGUCGGCACUCACCCGAAGCGAGUCUACUACUACCUCACCACCUGCGAACACCAGCCCAUCCCCACCGACUCUCUCACCGGCCCAGCAGCUGCACGGAUAAUCUCGCCCUCCCUGUCGUCCGCAGCCUCGGAAGAGGAAGACGCCGACGCACGGACGCGGUCUCAGCUUUCCCCUUCUCCGGAGCUUGACCUCUCAUCGCCCGACUACGAAGACGACUCCACGCCGUUCUCGAAUCGCAAUCCGCUAAUGCAUGGCGGGCCCCACCCACCAACGACGUCCAACAUCUCACAUAAUCGACGAGCUGUCUCACCGCCCUUGGAGCGGGACGAACACGAGUUCACCCAGACUGCCUCUAUCCUCCUGCAAAGGAGUCGCAGCGAGGAUUCCGAGUCAAAGGUCGAGAUCAAGUCCGAGAGGUCUCCCUCGCUUCACGACACAUCAAUGGAGGAUUCAAUCCCUGAGGAGGCUGAGGAAACCGAAGAAAGCGCUGCGCUGCGGAACUCGGAAGCUGCGGCAGCACUGUUUGGCCAGGUCGACCAUCUCUCCGUGCACGUCAUCCAGCCCGCCUUUGCGUCCAGCAGCCCCAUGUUGAAACCGCAUCUCGAGAUUGAGACAGUUCGAGCAACCUUCAAGUCCGGAUUCAGCGAUGAUGUGAAGAUGGGCGACGACGAGACCUGGGCCUGGUCUGAGCUUAAAAGCCCCGAGACCGUGGAGCUCGAUGAGCUAGAGGAUAUGUUUGGGGAGUAUUGA
Messenger RNA from Mytilinidion resinicola, 1272 nucleotides. RefSeq lists its product as uncharacterized. NCBI's taxonomy places the organism in Eukaryota, Fungi, Ascomycota, Dothideomycetes, Mytilinidiales, Mytilinidiaceae. Bases 1 to 1272 code for a protein of 423 amino acids. The record is from RefSeq and is a predicted model, not a curated record. The transcript is spliced from 2 exons.